AUGCCUUAUGCACGACUUUCACACACUGUAUACAAGCUCCCUCUUCAUUUACCAGGGAAGCAACAAAUUUACUUUCAAGCAGGCCAAGUUCGGGCCGCUGUCUCGAAGAUUCUUUCAGAUGACUCAGAGAUUAAUGAAGAUGAACUACCAAAUACCAUGCUCUCUGAGUAUUGGGAAAUGUAUUUUUCUGGAAUGUCGUGGCAGUAUGUUGGUAAAAAGUGGAUUUUAGCAGACGACUCAUUGAUCAAGACUAUUUUAUACGAACAUUUGCCGGAGCAUUACUGGUAUGAUAAAAGUCAGAAGACAUGGAAGAAAAGAAUUAAUAAAAGACAAAAUGUCAUUGGUCGAAUCAAUCCUAGACCAUCACCUCGAAAUCAAGAGCUAUUUGCACUUUAUGUCCUUCUCCGCCAUUUUCCUGGCGAUUCUGAAUCAUUAAAAGAAGUGAACGGUUAUAAUUGUGAGACUUUUGUAGAGGCUGCGCGUUUAAGAGGACUUCUUUCUGACGAUAGUAUGUGGGAGAGAACGUUAGAAGAAGCCUCUCAUAGCUGUAGUCCGCGUGAGCUACAAUACCUGUUUGUACAGAUAUUAGUCUUCGGAAAUCCGAGCAAUGCUCGCGAAUUAUGGGAAAAGUUCAUUGAGAACAUGUUCAGCCCUGUGAUGGGGAAUGAUCCUAGUGGAAACGAAAGAAUGAGAAGGAUAGAUCGGGCAUUAGCUCAUAUAGAAGCUCAGCUUGCAGAUUAUGCUAUGACCAAUGAACAUUUUAAUCUUGAUUCUCCAUCCUCUGUGAUGCGACAAAAUGUAGAUACAGCUCUCGAUAGCUUCUUCUUUGGAGAUAAUGAUGAGUUUGCUAGCGGAAAAAAAUCGGACACGAAAUUAAAUGCUGAUCAGGAAAAAGUUUGGCAAGUAGUUCACGAUGCACUCCAAGGAGCCUCAUCCAAUACUAUCUUUGUCACCGGAGACGGUGGCACUGGAAAAACAUAUUUAUUUAAUACUAUUAUUUCACGUCUACGAGACAUGAGAAUCCGCGUAAUUGCUUCGGCAUAUACCGGUUGUGCAGCGACACUUUUAACAGGAGGAGCUACCGUUCAUUCGGUAUUCAGGUUCGGAAUAAAUGUUGAGGAAGAUUAUACUCCUUCUGUUUCACUGCAAAGUUUUCAUGGUAGACGUAUUAAAGACAGCCAAGUAAUAAUAAUUGAUGAGGUUUCUAUGCUUCCAAAGCAUAUGUUAGAGGGCAUUGACAGACUUUGUAAACAAUUAGUACCAGCAAAUCUUAGAAGUAGUCCAUUCGGCGGAAAAAUUAUUAUUUUGAGUGGGGACUUCAAGCAAUCGCUACCAGUUGUUGCUGGAGGUUAUAUGAGAGAUCAAGUUAAUUCCUGUAUACAGUCUUCAUCAUUGUGGUCGCUUUUCAGGAAUAAUAUUCUAACUCUGAACAUAAAUAUGCGUCAGGGUCAGAACGAGAAACAGUUCACUGAUUGGUUGCGUGGAAUUGAAUAUCGUUAACUCGCGCCAAGAACUGAUCAACUUUGUUACGGACAAUAAUAAUGCUCUAUCGAAUC
Meloidogyne enterolobii is the source of this 1556-nucleotide messenger RNA. The record is from the annotation of a GenBank genome assembly. NCBI's taxonomy places the organism in Eukaryota, Metazoa, Nematoda, Chromadorea, Rhabditida, Meloidogynidae.